This is a messenger RNA of Neogale vison (American mink), 2867 nucleotides long. It is a transcript of the gene TBCA, whose product is annotated as tubulin folding cofactor A. Gene Ontology annotation, molecular function: beta-tubulin binding. Gene Ontology annotation, cellular component: microtubule cytoskeleton; cytosol. Lineage: Eukaryota; Metazoa; Chordata; Mammalia; Carnivora; Mustelidae. Gene Ontology annotation, biological process: tubulin complex assembly; post-chaperonin tubulin folding pathway. The coding region runs from base 125 to 451 and encodes 108 amino acids. The transcript has 4 exons. The record is from RefSeq and is a predicted model, not a curated record.
GCCGGGGUCUGCGCAUGCGCGCGAGGUCGCAGCAACUACGCCGACAGUACCACCUCCUACGCGCCGUCUUUCUCCACGGUUACCCUAGCUCUCCACCCCUCCUUUCCGCGGCGCUCGAGGGAUCAUGGCCGAUCCUCGCGUGAGGCAGAUCAAGAUCAAAACCGGCGUGGUGAAGCGAUUGGUCAAAGAAAAAAUGAUGUAUGAAAAAGAAGCAAAACAGCAAGAAGAAAAAAUUGAAAAAAUGAAAGCUGAAGAUGGUGAAAAUUAUGCCAUUAAAAAGCAGGCAGAGAUCCUGCAAGAGUCCCGGAUGAUGAUCCCAGAUUGCCAGCGCAGGUUGGAAGCAGCAUAUACCGAUCUUCUGCAGUUAUUAGAGGGUGAAAAAGACUUGGAAGAAACUGAGGAAUAUAAGGAAGCACGUUUAGUAUUGGAUUCAGUGAAGUUAGAAGCCUGAAGUUUUUCUGUACAGGAUGUUUUUUGCAUUAAAUCCUGGGAUCCAUUCCACAAUUCAUUAUUUUUGACCACUGCUGUAUGUUCAAGUAGUAUGAGAAUGUGAUUCUUUUUAUGCAGUUGCAUAUAUUUUUCUUUGCCUAAUUUAACGUGUCAAAUAAAUGAGUUCGUCUAAAAUUGUUUAUUUCAUACUUUACAAAAUAUUUUUAAUUAACCUUUUAUCAUGAAAUCAUAGACAUUUUUGACAGAGAAUUAAAAUCUGUUAGGUUCUCUUUGAAGUCUAGGUAUUUUGCUUCCUAAGUGUGGAUUGAGUUAAAAAUAGGAUACCUUUAUUUUUAGAUAAAAAUCCAAAUUUUGAACAGUUUAUUCUGAAUAGGGUACAACUCCUUCAAAAGAAAGGAAGAACUUGUCUGUGCAUAAAGCCUCACAUAUUUAUCCCUUUACAGUGAAAGUCUAACAUUUCCAUCACUGUUAACUAAUGGAAACAUUUAAAUCUCUUUCCAGAAAGAUAGAUUUAUACAAAAAACAUCAAUUAUUUAGAUCUCCAUGUAAGAUUCUUAUGAACAAAGAAUUCAGUUGUAUUUUAAAGGAAUAAUAAUGGUAUAUUGGCAAAUGUUUAACAGACCUUCAGAAUGGAAAGGGAGUCUCUUACCUCUGUGGUAUAGGUACUCCUGCUGUGACUAAUUUCAGGCUACCGACAUGACAUCAUUGAACACAAGGUUGGGAAGAUUUGAGCCAGCUCCAGCAUCCACUGUCAUAGCCAAACCUGGAUAAUCCUGACUGACUGGAAAAGAUUAUCAUUUUAUCAUGAAGUAUUUUUCCAGUACAGUUGUAAACCAAUUAAUUACCUAAUCAUUUGAGUUUAUUUUCUUAAAAAUACAUGACAACUCAUUUAGUUUUCUUCUGUUUCUUGAAAAUGUGUAUAAACCUUUAUAUCAUCAGCCUACCCUGAGCAGUGAUGUAAUGAACUAAAAUACUAAUAAUAGCAUUUAAACUUUAAAAGCCAUAAUUGAAAAAAUAACAAAAUCUGAAUUUUUGCUGCUAUAAGAUACAUACUUGUAGGGUAAUUGGUUUGAUUUUGAAAGUCACCAAUGAUUACCAGAAACCAUAACAUCUAUUGAAUCUGUCAGAAAGAUCAGAGAAGAGAAAAAUAAUACUAUUCUUUCCUGCUGUUAUUUCUAAAGGGUAUGCUGUUGUAAAGCACAGAAUCCAUCAUUUUUAAAAUAUACAUGUAGAAAAUUACUUAAUAACAUAAAUCAGAAGCCUUUCUAAAUUGAAAUGUCAUCAUCUUAAAAUAUUACAUGCCAUUUUUAAAGUACAUGAGGUGGGGAGAGGAAGAGUAAAGAAAUAAAAACACAAUUACAAUGUAAAACUUUCUACUAAGACUUUCUCUUAAUAUUAGAGAUUUGAGCAGGAGAAUUAAACCUCUAGAUUAUUUUGUGGUUGGUGUUAAGUCCCAAGAAUAGUUUUGCUUCUUGGUGGUGGGUGAGAUGGCAUAUUUAGUUUUCCAAGUAAGAUAGCAUUUAAAGAAAGUAUUUUACCAUUUUUUUAAGUGUAAAAAAUUUCAUUUCAACCUUCUGCCAAAUACAUAAAUAAUAUAUAUUCAAAGCAAAAAAUAUUGGUCCCUCCAGAAAAAAGUAAUUCUGAAAGGGAAGUUUUACAGCUACAACCCAAGUCUUGGUUGCUGAAAAAAAAAUAUUUUCUUGCCACAAAGCCUAGGAAAGUAGAAAUUAACAAGGUAGAUGAAAAUAAAUACACCUUUAGAGAAUUGCUGUCUCAAUUACAGAUUUCGUACUGGAUCUCUCUUCAGACAUUGAUGAGACGCAGCAAGAAGCUUCAUAUUCUGUGAAGGCUUAUUCCUGGAAGUUUUUGACACAUUCCACUUACAUUUUCAUGGCCAUCAAGAGGCACAGUAAGUUAAGAACAGUUGUAAUUCAUGCAGUAUUCGCUUGUUCUUGAGCUUUUGGUUAAAAACUUACAUCUGUAAGAUAAUAGGUAGAAAUUUCCAAAAGUAAGGAAUCCUUUUUCUCUAUUCAGUACCUGAUCCCCAACCAACAUAUAGCAGUUGCUCAGUAAACAUUUGUAGAAUAAGUGAAAAGCAAGAGGUGAAAACCUCUGGAGUGAGGGAAAGAAUGCCAUGAAGGAUACCAUCACACCAUAAACACACUUAAUAAUACAGUGCUUUUCAAACUAUUUUUACUGCAAACCUCAAUAAGAAACACGUUUUUCAUUGUGACCCAGUACAUACUUAUGGAGGUCUAUAUAUACAUAAAGCAGUAGGUAUCUUUAAUAUGUACAAUUUCUUGUACAAUUUGUUUUUUAUUCUGUUUCAUUUUUUUAACAAUGAUUAUGACAACCUGCUAUUGAAUUGUGAUUAACACUACUCUAAUACAAUUAUAUAAAAUGCUUCUACUUAAUAA